UAGAUCUGAUUGGACAAUUGUGAGCUAUAAUUUUAAAAACCUAGUGCGGAAAAGGAAAAGGAAUUUCUGAAAUAAGUAAUUAGUAGAGAAACAUCAGUAUUUAGAUUGAUUUUAUUGAAAAUGUAACCAAAAACAAUACUGGUGUACCUAUCUUUAUUAUUUUUUUUAUUAAAUAUAAACUUACACGGAAUGUUUUUAGUUACUAUUACUUAAAAACCCUAAAGUUAACCAAUCAAAAUCUAUUUCACGGAUAACAAAGGAAGUUGAGAAACAAAUUCGGACUUUUAAGAAAAAAGAGAAACUGAGUAGCGUGCCGCAACUGGCAGCUGAAUUUUAAAGCCAACAAUGGGUGUCCCGGCAUUUUUCCGUUGGCUUAGUCGAAAAAAUCCAACUAUAAUCGUGCAUUGUAUUGAGGAGAAGCCAAAGGAAGUCGAUGGCGUCAAGAUCCCUGUGGACACAAGCCAGUCUAAUCCCAAUGACUACGAGUUUGAUAACCUCUACCUUGAUAUGAAUGGGAUUAUCCACCCUUGUUGUCACCCAGAGGACAAACCUGCCCCCAGAAAUGAAGAUGAAAUGAUGAUUUUAAUCUUUGAGUACAUAGACAGAAUUUUCUCGAUUGUGCGACCCAGAAGAGUGCUUUACAUGGCCAUUGAUGGUGUUGCACCAAGGGCCAAAAUGAAUCAACAGAGGUCCAGAAGAUUCCGAGCAUCUAAAGAAACUAAAGAGAAAAUUGAAGAAAUGGCACGUCUUAGGGAUGAACUGAGUAGUAAAGGCUAUAAUCUUCCUCCGGAGAAGGAAAAGGGAGAGCACUUUGACAGUAACUGCAUCACACCGGGUACCCCUUUCAUGUUCAGACUGGCAGACUGUCUGCGGUACUACAUACACGAGAGACUGAAUAAUGACCCUGGCUGGCAGAAUAUCAAAAUCAUUCUGUCUGAUGCCAAUGUACCUGGAGAGGGGGAACACAAAAUCAUGGAUUUCAUUAGGAGACAAAGAGGUCAACCAGAUCAUGACCCAAACACAAAGCAUUGUCUUUGUGGAGCAGACGCGGAUUUAAUCAUGUUGGGACUAGCUACUCAUGAACCUCAUUUUACAAUCAUUAGAGAAGAAUUUAAGCCUAACCAACCCAGGCCUUGUGAUUUGUGUGGACAGUUAGGUCAUGAGAUGAAAGAGUGUCUAGGUUUACCAAAGGAGAUGUGUGGAGAGAAUGAUGAAUUGCCCAAACUAAUGGGAGCAGAGCAGGAGUUUAUAUUUAUCAGGUUAAAUAUUUUGCGAGAAUAUUUAGAAAGAGAGCUUUUAAUGGACAACCUACCUUUCAAAUAUGACUUUGAGAGAGCGAUAGAUGACUGGGUCUUUAUGUGCUUCUUUGUGGGUAAUGAUUUCCUGCCUCAUUUACCUUCAUUGGAAAUUAGGGAGGGAGCAAUUGACAGACUGGUCAAAUUGUACAAAAGUUGUGUGAGAAGAACAGGGGGAUACCUUACCAAUAGCGGGGUGGUCAAUCUAGAACGAGUACAAGUGGUCAUGUCAGAUCUUGGACAAGUGGAGGAUGAAAUUUUCAAGCGCAGAAGGGAAACUGAGCUGGAGUUCAGGAGAAGAGACAAGCAGAGGAAACAAAGGGAGAAAAGAUUUGCAGAUGGUCCCCGGUGGACCCCAGGAGGUCAGUUUGCUCCUCAGCCCCUGGGUCAUUCUCACAAUUCCCCCUCCCCCGUUAGUAACCCCCGACACGAGGCAGCUAGAGGACGAGUAGAUAGUAUGAGGAAUACAACUAAUAAAAAUGCUGCAGCAGAGCUCAGAGCCAUGAUGACAAAAGAUGAUCAGCGUGGUGAGAAGAGAAAAUCGGGGGACCAGUCGAAACCAGACGAGGAGGAGGAAGAUGCGGAACCAGCUGAUGAAGUCAGACUGUGGGAGGAUGGAUGGAAGGACAGAUACUACAGCUCAAAGUUUGGAGUCGAUGGCUCAGACGAGGAAUUCAGACAUACAGUGGCAAAUCACUAUGUACGAGGUCUGUGUUGGGUCCUGAGAUACUACUACCAGGGCUGUGCCUCCUGGAAGUGGUACUUCCCUUACCACUACGCACCUUUUGCCUCAGAUUUUGUGAAUAUCGCACAGCUGUCCAACUCGUUCGAGAAACACACAGUACCAUUUAAGCCCCUAGAACAGCUGAUGGGCGUGUUUCCAGCCGCCAGUAAGAAACACCUUCCUCUCACUUGGCAGAGACUUAUGUGUGAUCCAGAAUCUCCUAUCAUAGAUUUUUAUCCAACUGAUUUUAAGAUUGAUCUUAAUGGUAAAAAGUAUGCUUGGCAAGGUGUGGCAUUACUGCCAUUUGUGGAUGAGAAGAGGUUGUUGUCUGCAUUAGAGAAAGUCUACCCUGAUCUCUCAGAGGAGGAAUGUGAGCGCAACACAUGGGGCAAUGAUCGACUGUUUGUGGGCAUCAGACAUCCAUCCUAUUCAUUUUUAGAGGGUCUCUAUGAAGGCGAGAAAACAACAGAGGGAGUACAGUUAAACCCCAAGAAUUCAGAGGGAAUGGCAGGCUUGGUGUGGUCGGACAAAAGGGUCACCCUGACAGGAGAGACUGUUGAGUCCCCACUGAAAGAACUCCAACCAAUCACAGACAACAGGGCUCUUAGUGUUCAUUAUAAAGACCCACAGUAUGAUGAAGAUCACUUGUUUGAGGCUGUGGUUCUUGAAGGAGCUGUGUUUGAUGGGGAUAAGAUUGCACCUUCCCUGACCCCCAAGCUAGAUUUGUUUCCUAUCUACCAGUAUCUGUGGCUGAUGCCAGACAAAGUCCUAAAGCCCGAGGAUUUUAAUCAGAGGAACCCAGGUCGGGGCUGGCGGCCACAGGUCGGCAUGUCGCGUAACAGUAUGUAUCGUGGGAAGGAUAUGGGAGCAGCCAACCGCAUGAUCAGACAUGGAGUUGGGAAUCAGUAUGGUGCAACAAUACCACCACCAAGAAACUUUGGGCAGCAAGGAGGAGGGUACCAACAAAGAGGGGGAUAUGGCUCCUCUGGUAACUAUGGAAACAAUUCUGGGUAUGGCUACAGGCAAGGAGGUGUUCUUCUGAAAGAAGCUCAGAGACUGAAAACCGAGCUCACACACACCAGUAGAUCAGUAAUCACAUAGAAGAUUUGUUACAUUCUCAUGAUUAAAAGGUAAUUCAACCAAAGAUGGAGUUAUUGGUUUGUAAACAUUUUUUUAAAUAUACUAUAUUCAUAUUUACGAAUUAACGAUAUUUUAUACUGAGUUAUUAAUAACUAGUUUUUCAACAAAUAUAAAGUAGAUGUAAAUUAUGCCUAUAGUAAACAUAAAAUAGUGUCACCAAUAUAAUCUAUAGGACCACAGAGUAAAUGAAGGCCAGUAAAUGAUCUCAUUAGUGUUUUGUGUUGAUUUCAAGGAAAUUAGAACCUUAAAUUUAUAAAGCAGCCCUAAAGAACAUGUAGCAAUUAAAUAUGAAGAGGUGUACUUGAGCGCGGCCAGGAUUGGCACAGGCAUUGGAAGGAAACACCUGUGCUGAACUCAUACGCGACUCCCCGUGGAUCAGAGAGGAAGCACACAAAUACACCACAAUUAGCACAGUUCUUCAAAUAUGAAAGAGAUAUCAUUGGUGAUUGUGCCUAGAUCUGUGAAAAGUGUUGGAGUCUCUCUACAACAAGGCUGACACAUGCUGACUGUUGACAAAGACACAGAUUUUUUUGGAACAACGUUGAGAAGCAUACAGAAAAUUAUUGUACGCCUUUUGAUGAAGUAGAAUAUUAAAAGCAGUUUAAUUAAUUAGUAUUUACAUAUUUUUCACAUAUUUAGCUUGUUUUGUAUUGAUAAGGUUUCAUACUGUGAUAGGGAGGAUCUGAUAAUUUGUGAGCACCAUGUAAAUGCGUACUCCUUGCAGAAUUUUUCUUUGAACAACUUCCUGUCGUGAAACCCCAGCAACUGCCUCAUUUGGUGGUCUAGAUCUGUGAUGGAGCUUCAAUUAAUUGAUAAAAACACCAUAUAUUUUUUUAGGAUUUCUCAUUUUAUAGGUCAAACAACUGUGACAGAUAAAAAGAUAUUUAUACCCCACGCAACGAAGUUGCGGAGGAGGGUAUAAUGUUUUCGACCCGUCCGUCAGUUCCUUUUUUGUCAGCGCAACUCCUCAGAGACCGCUCAAUAGAAUUUCGUGAAACUUUGUAGUUAAUAAGGACACACAGUGUGGAUGUGCAUAAUUCCAGGAAAUUUUGAUUCAAUAAUUUUUCUAGGAGUUAUGCCCCUUUUGAACUUAGAAUUUCGAGCCCCUCUGUCCUGUUCUUGUCGGCACAACUCCUCUGAGACCGCUCAACAGAAUUUCGUGAAACACUGUAGUUAAUAAGGACACGUUGUGUAGAUGUAUGUAUUCCUAGGAAAUUCUGAUUCAAUAAUUUUUCUGGGAGUUAUGCCCCUUUUCAUCUUAGAAUUUCGAGCCCGUCUGUCCUAUCUAUGUGAGACAUAGUCAAGCAAUGUUGGAGCUUGGGGUAUGUGAGCUUGCGAACUUCUGCAUUCUUUCAUUUAAGUGGCAAAACUUUAAAAUAGUCCAGAAAAUAUGAAAAUAUUUUGAGCCGAGUUGCGACGAAGUUGAACUCGGCUAUUGGUUUGGUGAUGCGGGCGGGUGGGCGGGCUUCAACAAUUGGUUUCCGGAUGAUAACUCGAAAAGUUUACAAUCUAAUCAAAUGAAACUUUGAUAUAUUGUUGGGUACCAGGUAAGGAAGACCCCUAUUAAUUUUGGAGGAAAAUGGUCAAAGGUCAAGGUCACAGUGACCGAAAAUAGAAUGAAAAUUUCUGAAAAAUUUGGUUUCCGGAUGAUAACUCAGAAAGUUUAAGUCCAAAUCAAAUGAUACUUAAAAAUAUUGUUAUGUACCAGGUAAGGAAGACCCCUAUUGAUUUUGGAGGAAAAUGGUAUAAGGUCAAGGUCACAGUGACCGAAAAUAGAAUGAAAAUUUCUGAAAAAUUUGGUUUCCGGAUGAUAACUCAGAAAGUUUAAAUCCGAAUCAAAUGAUACUUAAAGAUAUUGUUAUGUACCAGGUAAGGAAGACCCCUAUUGAAUUUGGAGAAAAUAGGUCAAAGGUCACAGUGACCGAAAAUAGAUUUAAAAUUCAAAAAAAAAAAUUGGUUUCCGGAGGAUAACUCGAAAAAAAUUUUUAAUUUGAAUCAAAUGAAACUUGGAUAUAUUGUUGGAUACCAGCAAAGCAAGGUCCCUAUUGAUUUUGGAGAAUCAAAGGUCAAGGUCACAGUGACUGAAAUUAGAUUGAAAACUUAAGACAAAUAUGGUUUCUGGACAGUAACUCAAAAAGUUUAAAACUGAAUCAAAUGAAACUUAGUCAUAUUGUUGGAUAGCAGGUUAGGAAGACCCCUAUUGAUUUUGGAGAAAAAAGGUCAAGGUCACAGUCCUGAAAAAAGAUUGAAAAUUUUAGAAAUAUCUGGAUCUGCAUGAUAACUCUAAGAGGUAAUAUACAACAGUGAAGGAUGCCCAUUUCCAAACUCCUUUAAAAAAUAUAUUCACAAGAAUUUAUUACAUUAUAUCCAACAAUUUGUUCUUCACAAUUAUAAAUAUGCCACAUCAUUCCUGACUUUACAAUGUAUUCUAUGCAACUCGGCUCAUGCACUCCUGGGUGCAUAUAUUGAUUUUUAUAGAUAUUGUACAAAGUAAUAGAUUAAAAAAAAGUCAAGUACAUGAAUACACUAUGCUAUUUAUAGAAAACAUCAUCAGAAUAUGUAAUAGUUUUAUAUUUUGUAAAUUCGGAUUUUGUAUUGACACUUAAGCAUCUGUAGUCCUUCUCACAAAAGUCUUGACUAAGGUUAAAAAGAAAACUUACCCAACAAUAAAAAGUACUUCACAAGGUUUUCAGGAUGUUUAAAGGUUUAUCAGCCAUAUAGAGAUAGUGUCUGUGCUCAUUAAAAAACUACAAGAGAGGAACUAUAUGGAAAUUGCAGCAUUUCUAAAUUUUGAUUCUAGUCAUAAGGUUAUUUUGUGAAACAGGACUGGCUGAGUACUAAUUAUUGCCACUUUUUCAAUCUUUCCUGAUGAUUUCUUGUAUUCCUGAACAGCAAGCUGUGUUGUACAUUUUGUAUUACUGUACAAUAAAAGUUACCAAAAGUUGUAUUUCAUUUUCCUUGAAGGAUUAAUUUGGCUCUUAAAAACCAUAAAACUUCAAAUGAAAUCUUUGAGAUUUGAAAUAUAUUUUCAAACUUGAUUUUUAUGUUGUGAAACACUGAAUAUCUUGCUCUAUGAGACCAGAAAUAAAGCUUUAAUCAAUUGUUUGGUUUUUUAUGGAAUAUAGUGUUACCCCUUUCCAUCAUUCUGUAAUAAUUUAGUCUCCGUUCAACGAAAAUUUGGUAUAUAGAUACAUCUUGAGAAUAUUCAGGUCAAAUCUAUGACAGAAUUGUGCUCGUUAGACUUUUAAAAAAAAUUAAAACAAUUCAUAGUUUCUGCUUGUUAUAGACGUAUUAUGAGAAUAUGCAGGUGAAGUACUUGAGCAAGAUAACUUCACUUAUUUCCAGCAAGGUCAUUCAUGUCGUUCCGACACAUCUACAUGUAAUAUUUAGAAAAAAUAGAGCCACUUCAUGAACUAGAUUGUCAAUUCUUUCAAUGAUGUAUAUUUGACAAACAUGUAUGUAGUAACAUUACAAAUCUGUUUAUGAAGUCACUAAGAGGAAAUUCUUAUGAAAAUUGGCAUUUUUUUCACUAAAAUUUCAAAAAUCUAAGGAAAGUAAAUUUUAAAGUCAUUUUAUGUGGACAAAUAUAUUACCAUGUAGUACUUUCAAUGCCAUACUUUAGAUGUACCCAAAAUUCAUGGGUCAUCUCAUAUGUCACCACUUCUUUAUCAAAUGGAAAUUAUACAUUCUUAAAAAUUCCUUUUUAAGUAAUUAUUUUGCAUGUAAUUUCAAAACUGUUUACAGAUUUAUGUCUGUGUUGAUGCGAGCCUCGAUCAUCCAGACAUUUGUGUACUUUCCUUACAAAUGUCUGGACUCUUUGAACUGUUAUAUUUUUCUAAACUCAAAGCGAGGCUUAUUGAAAUUCUGAUAAAGAUGCUGAUUGGCUAGUUCAAUAAGGUGAAAACUGCGCCCAUAGGAGUUGGAGCAUACAUUUUCCACUGAAAUAAAUCAGAUUCAGUGUUUAGAACAUUUUUCUUCCGGAAAACAUCAGUUUGGAUUCUUCCUUGUGCAACUAUUAUAUAUGUUGAAUAUGACAUCUGGGAUGACCCUUGUUUGAAAUACAAUAUUUUCAAUUAAUCCUGAUAAAGUAUCUUUUAUUUGAGUUCAUGCAAAGAACUCACAAUUUCUAUCUUGCAAACACAUUCUAUUUCAAUAACGUCCUUAAUUUGAUCAGUGCCAUUUAAUGGGGACAAUUUUUCCUACAGAAAGUGUCCAGAUGAUUAUGGAGAGUAGAUACAAACAUCUGAAGGACUGAGACAAUAUUGAUACAGGCUGUGCAUCAUGGCAACAUAAUUGAAAUUUUCAUUAUUCACAUGAAUAUGAUUUUCUGCUUCUGAAAUUUUAGAUCUUAUGAUUUUGAUUAACACCAAGAGCAUAUACUUAAACAAUAAAAUGCUUUCUUUGUUGUUUCAUCGGGUGAUGAAGGUAUAAAUUCAGAUUGCAGAAUAAAUUCAUAACCCGCUUAUGCAGGUUAUAUAUAAAAAAAAAUUAUAUUUAUAUUUUUAUGUAUUGUUUUAAAAUAUAAACUAGAUUUAAGUACUAAUGCACCGUUUGACCUUGAUGAUGCUCCAUAUUUGGUAAUGAUUACACAGACAGGUGGUACUAAAAAAAACUGGAUUGAACUAGUUUGCAACAAACAUUCAUUCAUUGUCACAGAUGAAAGCAUUGUUAAUUUCAAUAGAAAUAUAAGAGAAAAGAUUCAGUGAAUGUAAAUAUAUGUAUAUGUUAAAUCAAGGACAUGUUUUGUCCAAUACGUUUGAAAGGUUCACAGAAUCUCAAGGUUCACAAUGCAUAUCUAUAUAUUUAGGUUAUACUGAUACAAAAUCCAAAAGAUAUUUCUAGAUGCUUAAUUUAAUUAAAUAUUCAAGAACUUUAGAUAUAGAAUUGUGUGAGCUUCAAAAGCCAAGUUAGCAUUGACUGGUACCUGGUGAAAGUCCAUACUUGCCCAAUAGAGUUUGUAAAAAAGUAUUUGUUAACUGCAGAGAUCAGCAAGGAUGGAGAGGUGGUGGGGGAGGAGGUGGGUACCAGCAAGGUGGAA
Molecule: messenger RNA, 8197 nt
Organism: Ostrea edulis (European flat oyster)
Lineage: Eukaryota; Metazoa; Mollusca; Bivalvia; Ostreida; Ostreidae
Product: 5'-3' exoribonuclease 2-like
Exons: 33
Coding region: 346-3120 (924 amino acids)
Biological process (GO): nuclear-transcribed mRNA catabolic process
Cellular component (GO): nucleus
Molecular function (GO): RNA binding; 5'-3' RNA exonuclease activity
Source: RefSeq, a predicted model, not a curated record